AUGGGGAAAGAGGGCGUGGGCGGCCACACCGCCGUCGUUCGGGCCCCCGACGGCGAAUUCAGGACGUUUCCCCUCUCGAAAAAAGACAAGGGCGAGGCGCUGUUCUGCCAGGUGACAAAGGACCUGUCGAUCGAGGAGAAGGAGUACUUUUCCCUUUGCUUCUACGACAGGACUGGCGUCAGGCACUGGCUGUACAACGACAAGGCAAUUGGAAAACAGCUAAAGGACUUGCCGUGGGAGUUCAGCUAUGAGGUCAAAUUCUUCCCCACACAGCCGACGGCACUCACCGAUGAGAGCGCCAGGUUCAACUUGUAUCAGCAGCUGAAGAAGGAUAUCCUUGUUGGAAGGCUGGCCGCAUCCUCAGAAGCCUACACGGUCCUUGGUGGUCUUCAGGUCCAAGCGGAGAUUGGCGACGUCCAGCAAAGCGCCGAGUACGAGAACUACCUGCAGACGACCCAAUUCUCGCCCAGCCCCGAGCCCGGCCAGAUCGACAAGAUCCGCCAGGAACAUCACAAGCACAAGGGCCAGACGCAAGACGACGCGAUUUUGGGGUACCUGGACGCGUGCAAACAGUUGCCGAUGUAUGGCGUGUUUUUGUUCCCCGCAAAGGACAACAAGAACCACCCGGUGACUGUCGGCAUCUCCUCGUUCGGCAUCAACAUCUACCGCGAGCAGGCCCGUCUUCACAGCUUUGCCUGGCAGUACAUUGUCAAGAUUCGCUUCCGGAAUCACGGUUUCCACAUUGACGUCAAGCCCGGGCAGGUGCACCCGAAAAAGGUGUCCACGGUCAGCUACACGAUGGCCACCCACCAUGACACGAAGCGGUGCUGGAAGUGUGGCGUGGAACAUCACACCUUUUUCCGCUUGAUCCAACCGGAAGAGACCCCCAGCGGUGUCCACUUCAGCUUCGGCUCCUCCCGUUUCGGCUACCACGGCCGCACGCAGUUCCAGACAAAGAUGGCCAGCCAGCUAUUCGAUCGGCCCGGCUCGGCCACCGUCACGCGCAGCGGGCAGCCGCUGGCAGCUAGAGGCACGCAGUCUAUGGAGAACGUGAACGCCGCCGACGACGCAGUGCACCACCAAGCUGAGCAUGCCCACCGCUCAUUCACCGCCCCAGAUGCCCGGCAGCGGAAGCGCGACAUCAAGGUUGGUGAGCUGAUGUCGGAUGAGGAGCUCGUCUACCUGCCCGUCCAGUCGCCCCUCUCGGCCGCAUACUACACGCAGGAGCCGCUAACUGUCUCCGCUGCUGCCGCUUCCCGUGGUGGCGCCGCUGUUCGCUUUGCGCAGGAGGAGACGCCUAGAGGGACCGGGACCAGAAAGAGACCGAGGCGACUGUUUGGGCGGGACAAGGCUGAGGGCAGUGGAGCAGUGCUGCUCUCUGCUCAUCUGCCAGCUAACCCAGAGAAGACGGAGAGUCUGGAGCGUCAGGACGAGAUCCCUGACGUGCCGAUUGGGUCGAUCUCGGCUGUGUACAGCAAGGGAUACUAUGCCACUCUACCUACGCAGACCACUGCCAAGCCAUCCCCGGAUGAACUGGGCAGACAGGGAGAGUUGGCUGGCUACCCUAUCCGCUACUUUGUGGAUGUGCAGCACUCCGGGAGCUCGGAACGGUACCGCACCUCGCGACUGCGACACACCGGCUCUGAGGAUACCAACGAGACCCUUGACUACGCCAACUAUCUAUUUCCUACCAUCGAGAAAGAACCGGUGGGGAGACUCGAGAAGUCUUCGGACCUCCCCGCUACCCAUCUAGCCGAACAUGUCGCCCUCAAAAAACCCCAGCCCACCGUACCCCGAAAGGCACACAAGAGAAAGGCCACCAAGAGGGGAUCCAUCGACUCGGAUAGCAGCUCCAAUUCUAUUAGUAGUGACUCGAAGGAGCGUCAAGUUAGAAAACCGGAUUCCCGCCUUCUCGCCUUUCUACGUAAUAUUAGCCCCCGAAAAAGCCGUGACUCUACAACCCAAUCCUCUCAAUACCACUAUAUCUCAACCGAUCGAUAUGACGGGCCAAUGCAAUCCAUUCCUAGACAUCUUGAUAUUGGUCACAUACCCAUUCCUGCUGUUGAACAUGUAGAAUAUCCACUUGACCACCAACAAUCAAAACCACAAAAAGAAGCGCGACAGAAGGCUUUCGUCGUCAUCGAAGAAGAGACCAAGACCACGAAACGCUUCUUCUUGUUCGGAAGGACAAGGCAUGAGGGCGAAGAAGAGGUCGCAGACAUCGUCGAUCCAUACAAUCUCGACACGACUGCUCAUGAAGGACCUCUUGACGAUCUGGCCCAUGAGAAAGACCUCGAGGGAGCCCCACUUGCCGAACACGCGACUGCCUAUCAUCAUGGCGAGUCGUGGCGGAAGUCGAAGAAGGAGGCAUCGCCUGUCCUGGCUGUGGAAACACCUGAAGAGACCCAGAGGACAGCCGUUGUCUACCUGAAGGAGGUACCACAAGACGAACAACCCGAAGUGGCCGAGACCUCGAUCGACGAGAAGAAGAAGCGUGGCUUCGGAUUCCACUUGCCUUCUCUCAAGUUCGGAAGCAAGAAGGGAUCCAAGGACAUCAGCCAUGAGGAGCCCUAUCCCUCGACUUCCGACAAGUACGAAGGACCUCUUGAUGAGGUGGAUCGUGAGAACGACCUCGAGAAGUUGCCCCUUGAAGCUCAACCCAGCGAGCACAAGGAAACCAAGACAACGAAACGCUUCUUCUUGUUCGGAAGGACGAGACACGAGGGCGAAGAAGAGGUCGCAGACAUCGUCGAUCCAUACAAUCUCGACACGACUGCUCAUCAAGGACCUCUCGACGAUCUGGCCCAUGAGAAAGACCUCGAGGGAGCCCCACUUGCCGAACACGCGACUGCUUAUCAUCAUGGCGAGUCCUGGCGGAAGUCGAAGAAGGAGGCAUCGCCUGUCCUGGCUGUGGAAACACCUGAAGAGACCCAGAGGACAGCCGUUGUCUACCUGAAGGAGGUACCACAAGACGGACACCCCGAAGUGGCCGAGGCCUCGAUCGACGAGAAGAAGAAGCGUGGCUUCGGAUUCCACUUGCCGUCCUUCAAAAUCGGAGGAAAGAAGGGAUCCAAGGACAUCAGCCAUGAGGAGCCCUAUCCCUCGACUUCUGACAAGUACGAAGGACCUCUUGAUGAGGUGGAUCCUCAACCCAGCGAGCACAAGGAAACCAAGACAACGAAACGCUUCUUCUUGUUCGGAAGGACGAGACACGAGGGCGAAGAAGAGGUCGCAGACAUCGUCGAUCCAUACAAUCUCGACACGACUGCUCAUCAAGGACCUCUCGACGAUCUGGCCCAUGAGAAAGACCUCGAGGGAGCCCCACUUGCCGAACACGCGACUGCUUAUCAUCAUGGCGAGUCCUGGCGGAAGUCGAAGAAGGAGGCAUCGCCUGUCCUGGCUGUGGAAACACCUGAAGAGACCCAGAGGACAGCCGUUGUCUACCUGAAGGAGGUACCACAAGACGGACACCCCGAAGUGGCCGAGGCCUCGAUCGACGAGAAGAAGAAGCGUGGCUUCGGAUUCCACUUGCCGUCCUUCAAAAUCGGAGGAAAGAAGGGAUCCAAGGACAUCAGCCAUGAGGAGCCCUAUCCCUCGACUUCUGACAAGUACGAAGGACCUCUUGAUGAGGUGGAUCGUGAGCACGACCUCGAGAAGUUGCCCCUUGAAGCUCAACCCAGCGAGCACAAGGAAACCAAGACAACGAAACGCUUCUUCUUGUUCGGAAGGACGAGACACGAGGGCGAAGAAGAGGUCGCAGACGUCGUCGAUCCUUACAAUCUUGACACGACUGCUCAUGAAGGACCUCUGGACGAUCUGGCCCAUGAGAAAGACCUCGAGGGAGCCCCACUUGCCGAACACGCGACUGCUUAUCAUCAUGGGGAGUCCUGGCGGAAGUCGAAGAAGGAGGCAUCGCCUGUCCUGGCUGUGGAAACACCUGAAGAGACCCAGAGGACAGCCGUUGUCUACCUGAAGGAGAUACCACAAGACGAACAACCCGAAGUGGCCGAGACCUCGAUCGACGAGAAGAAGAAGCGUGGCUUCGGAUUCCACUUGCCUUCUCUCAAGUUCGGAAGCAAGAAGGGAUCCAAAGACAUCAGCCAUGAGGAGCCCUAUCCCUCGACUUCUGACAAGUACGAAGGACCUCUUGAUGAGGUGGAUCGUGAGAACGACCUCGAGAAGUUGCCCCUUGAAGCUCAACCCAGCGAGCACAAGGAAACCACGACAACGAAACGCUUCUUCUUGUUCGGAAGGACGAGACACGAGGGCGAAGAAGAGGUCGCAGACAUCGUCGAUCCAUACAAUCUCGACACGACUGCUCAUGAAGGCCCUCUUGCUGACCUUCCACGAGAACAAGAUCUGGAAGGAGCCCCACUUGCCGAACACGCGACUGCUUAUCAUCGUGGCGAGUCCUGGCGGAAGUCGAAGAAGGAGGCAUCGCCUGUCCUGGCUGUGGAAACACCUGGAGAGACCCAGAGGACAGCCGUUGUCUACCUGAAGGAGGUACCACAAGACGAACAACCCGAAGUGGCCGAGACCUCGAUCGACGAGAAAAAGAAGCGUGGCUUCGGAUUCCACUUGCCGUCCUUCAAAAUCGGAGGAAAGAAGGGAUCCAAGGACAUCAACCAUGAGGAGCCUUAUCCCUCGACUUCUGACAAGUACGAAGGACCUCUUGAUGAGGUGGAUCGUGAGAACGACCUUGAGAAGUUGCCCCUUGAAGCUCAAUCCAGCGAGCACAAGGAAACCAAGACAACGAAACGCUUCUUCUUGUUCGGAAGGACAAGACACGAGGGCGAAGAAGAGGUCGCAGACAUCGUCGAUCCAUACAAUCUGGACACGACUGCUCAUGAAGGACCUCUUGACGAUCUGUCUCAUGAGAAAGACCUGGAAGGAGCCCCGCUUGCCGAACACGCGACUGCUUAUCAUCAUGGCGAGUCCUGGCGGAAGUCGAAGAAGGAGGCAUCGCCUGUCCUGGCUGUGGAAACACCUGAAGAGACCCAGAGGACAGCCGUUGUCUACCUGAAGGAGGUACCACAAGACGAACAACCCGAAGUGGCCGAGACCUCGAUCGACGAGAAAAAGAAGCGUGGCUUCGGAUUCGACUUGCCCUCCUUCAAAAUCGGAGGAAAGAAGGGAUCCAAGGACAUCAGCCAUGAGGAGCCCUAUCCCACGACUUCUGACAAGUACGAAGGACCUCUUGAUGAGGUGGAUCGUGAGAACGACCUCGAGAAGUUGCCCCUUGAAGCUCAACCCAGCGAGCACAAGGAAACCAAGACAACGAAACGCUUCUUCUUGUUCGGAAGGACAAGACACGAGGGCGAAGAAGAGGUCGCAGACAUCGUCGAUCCAUACAAUCUCGACACGACUGCUCAUGAAGGCCCUCUUGCUGACCUUCCACGAGAACAAGAUCUGGAAGGAGCCCCGCUUGCCGAACACGCGACUGCUUAUCAUCAUGGCGAGUCCUGGCGGAAGUCGAAGAAGGAGGCAUCGCCUGUCCUGGCUGUGGAAACACCUGAAGAGACCCAGAGGACAGCCGUUGUCUACCUGAAGGAGGUACCACAAGACGGACACCCCGAAGUGGCCGAGACCUCGAUCGACGAGAAGAAGAAGCGUGGCUUCGGAUUCCACUUGCCGUCCUUCAAAAUCGGAGGAAAGAAGGGAUCCAAGGACAUCAGCAAUGAGGAGCCCUAUCCCUCGACUUCUGACAAGUCCGAAGGACCUCUUGAUGAGGUGGAUCGUGAGAACGACCUCGAGAAGUUGCCCCUUGAAGCUCAACCCAGCGAGCACAAGGAAACCAAGACAACCACACGCUUCUUCUUGUUCGGAAGGACAAGACACGAGGGCGAAGAAGAGGUCGCAGACAUCGUCGAUCCAUACAAUCUCGACACGACUGCUCAUGAAGGCCCUCUUGCUGACCUUCCACGAGAACAAGAUCUGGAAGGAGCCCCACUUGCCGAACACGCGACUGCUUAUCAUCAUGGCGAGUCCUGGCGAAAGUCGAAGAAGGAGGCAUCGCCUGUCCUGGCUGUGGAAACACCUGAAGAGACCCAGAGGACAGCCGUUGUCUACCUGAAGGAGGUACCACAAGACGAACAACCCGAAGUGGCCGAGACCUCGAUCGACGAGAAGAAGAAGCGUGGCUUCGGAUUCCACUUGCCUUCUCUCAAGUUCGGAAGCAAGAAGGGAUCCAAGGACAUCAACCAUGAGGAGCCUUAUCCCUCGACUUCUGACAAGUACGAAGGACCUCUUGAUGAGGUGGAUCGUGAGAACGACCUCGAGAAGUUGCCCCUUGAAGCUCAACCCAGCGAGCACAAGGAAACCAAGACAACGAAACGCUUCUUCUUGUUCGGAAGGACGAGACACGAGGGCGAAGAAGAGGUCGCAGACAUCGUCGAUCCAUACAAUCUCGACACGACUGCUCAUGAAGGCCCUCUUGCUGACCUUCCACGAGAACAAGAUCUGGAAGGAGCCCCGCUUGCCGAACACGCGACUGCUUAUCAUCAUGGCGAGUCCUGGCGGAAGUCGAAGAAGGAGGCAUCGCCUGUCCUGGCUGUGGAAACACCUGAAGAGACCCAGAGGACAGCCGUUGUCUACCUGAAGGAGGUACCACAAGACGGACACCCCGAAGUGGCCGAGACCUCGAUCGACGAGAAGAAGAAGCGUGGCUUCGGAUUCCACUUGCCGUCCUUCAAAAUCGGAGGAAAGAAGGGAUCCAAGGACAUCAGCAAUGAGGAGCCCUAUCCCUCGACUUCUGACAAGUCCGAAGGACCUCUUGAUGAGGUGGAUCGUGAGAACGACCUCGAGAAGUUGCCCCUUGAAGCUCAACCCAGCGAGCACAAGGAAACCAAGACAACCACACGCUUCUUCUUGUUCGGAAGGACAAGACACGAGGGCGAAGAAGAGGUCGCAGACAUCGUCGAUCCAUACAAUCUCGACACGACUGCUCAUGAAGGCCCUCUUGCUGACCUUCCACGAGAACAAGAUCUGGAAGGAGCCCCACUUGCCGAACACGCGACUGCUUAUCAUCAUGGCGAGUCCUGGCGAAAGUCGAAGAAGGAGGCAUCGCCUGUCCUGGCUGUGGAAACACCUGAAGAGACCCAGAGGACAGCCGUUGUCUACCUGAAGGAGGUACCACAAGACGAACAACCCGAAGUGGCCGAGACCUCGAUCGACGAGAAGAAGAAGCGUGGCUUCGGAUUCCACUUGCCUUCUCUCAAGUUCGGAAGCAAGAAGGGAUCCAAGGACAUCAACCAUGAGGAGCCUUAUCCCUCGACUUCUGACAAGUACGAAGGACCUCUUGAUGAGGUGGAUCGUGAGAACGACCUUGAGAAGUUGCCCCUUGAAGCUCAAUCCAGCGAGCACAAGGAAACCAAGACAACGAAACGCUUCUUCUUGUUCGGAAGGACAAGACACGAGGGCGAAGAAGAGGUCGCAGACAUCGUCGAUCCAUACAAUCUGGACACGACUGCUCAUGAAGGACCUCUUGACGAUCUGUCUCAUGAGAAAGACCUGGAAGGAGCCCCGCUUGCCGAACACGCGACUGCUUAUCAUCAUGGCGAGUCCUGGCGGAAGUCGAAGAAGGAGGCAUCGCCUGUCCUGGCUGUGGAAACACCUGAAGAGACCCAGAGGACAGCCGUUGUCUACCUGAAGGAGGUACCACAAGACGAACAACCCGAAGUGGCCGAGACCUCGAUCGACGAGAAGAAGAAGCGUGGCUUCGGAUUCCACUUGCCUUCUCUCAAGUUCGGAAGCAAGAAGGGAUCCAAGGACAUCAGCAAUGAGGAGCCCUAUCCCUCGACUUCUGACAAGUACGAAGGACCUCUUGAUGAGGUGGAUCGUGAGAACGACCUCGAGAAGUUGCCCCUUGAAGCUCAACCCAGCGAGCACAAGGAAACCAAGACAACGAAACGCUUCUUCUUGUUCGGAAGGACGAGACACGAGGGCGAAGAAGAGGUCGCAGACAUCGUCGAUCCAUACAAUCUCGACACGACUGCUCAUGAAGGCCCUCUUGCUGACCUUCCACGAGAACAAGAUCUGGAAGGAGCCCCACUUGCCGAACACGCGACUGCUUAUCAUCAUGGCGAGUCCUGGCGGAAGUCGAAGAAGGAGGCAUCGCCUGUCCUGGCUGUGGAAACACCUGAAGAGACCCAGAGGACAGCCGUUGUCUACCUGAAGGAGGUACCACAAGACGAACAACCCGAAGUGGCCGAGACCUCGAUCGACGAGAAGAAGAAGCGUGGCUUCGGAUUCCACUUGCCUUCUCUCAAGUUCGGAAGCAAGAAGGGAUCCAAGGACAUCAACCAUGAGGAGCCUUAUCCCUCGACUUCUGACAAGUACGAAGGACCUCUUGAUGAGGUGGAUCGUGAGAACGACCUUGAGAAGUUGCCCCUUGAAGCUCAAUCCAGCGAGCACAAGGAAACCAAGACAACGAAACGCUUCUUCUUGUUCGGAAGGACAAGACACGAGGGCGAAGAAGAGGUCGCAGACAUCGUCGAUCCAUACAAUCUGGACACGACUGCUCAUGAAGGACCUCUUGACGAUCUGUCUCAUGAGAAAGACCUGGAAGGAGCCCCGCUGGCCGAACACGCGACUGCUUAUCAUCAUGGCGAGUCCUGGCGGAAGUCGAAGAAGGAGGCAUCGCCUGUCCUGGCUGUGGAAACACCUGAAGAGACCCAGAGGACAGCCGUUGUCUACCUGAAGGAGGUACCACAAGACGAACAACCCGAAGUGGCCGAGACCUCGAUCGACGAGAAGAAGAAGCGUGGCUUCGGAUUCCACUUGCCUUCUCUCAAGUUCGGAAGCAAGAAGGGAUCCAAGGACAUCAGCAAUGAGGAGCCCUAUCCCUCGACUUCUGACAAGUACGAAGGACCUCUUGAUGAGGUGGAUCGUGAGAACGACCUCGAGAAGUUGCCCCUUGAAGCUCAACCCAGCGAGCACAAGGAAACCAAGACAACGAAACGCUUCUUCUUGUUCGGAAGGACGAGACACGAGGGCGAAGAAGAGGUCGCAGACAUCGUCGAUCCAUACAAUCUCGACACGACUGCUCAUGAAGGCCCUCUUGCUGACCUUCCACGAGAACAAGAUCUGGAAGGAGCCCCACUUGCCGAACACGCGACUGCUUAUCAUCAUGGCGAGUCCUGGCUGAAGUCGAAGAAGGAGGCAUCGCCUGUCCUGGCUGUGGAAACACCUGAAGAGACCCAGAGGACAGCCGUUGUCUACCUGAAGGAGGUACCACAAGACGAACAACCCGAAGUGGCCGAGACCUCGAUCGACGAGAAGAAGAAGCGUGGCUUCGGAUUCCGCUUGCCUUCUCUCAAGUUCGGAAGCAAGAAGGGAUCCACGGACAUCAACCAUGAGGAGCCUUAUCCUUCGACUUCUGACAAGUACGAAGGACCUCUUGAUGAGGUGGAUCGUGAGAACGACCUUGAGAAGUUGCCCCUUGAAGCUCAAUCCAGCGAGCACAAGGAAACCAAGACAACGAAACGCUUCUUCUUGUUCGGAAGGACAAGACACGAGGGCGAAGAAGAGGUCGCAGACAUCGUCGAUCCAUACAAUCUGGACACGACUGCUCAUGAAGGACCUCUUGACGAUCUGUCUCAUGAGAAAGACCUGGAAGGAGCCCCGCUUGCCGAACACGCGACUGCUUAUCAUCAUGGCGAGUCCUGGCGGAAGUCGAAGAAGGAGGCAUCGCCUGUCCUGGCUGUGGAAACACCUGAAGAGACCCAGAGGACAGCCGUUGUCUACCUGAAGGAGGUACCACAAGACGAACAACCCGAAGUGGCCGAGACCUCGAUCGACGAGAAGAAGAAGCGUGGCUUCGGAUUCCACUUGCCUUCUCUCAAGUUCGGAAGCAAGAAGGGAUCCAAGGACAUCAGCCAUGAGGAGCCCUAUCCCUCGACUUCUGACAAGUACGAAGGACCUCUUGAUGAGGUCGAUCGCGAGAACGACCUUGAGAAGUUGCCCCUUGAAGCUCAAUCCAGCGAGCACAAGGAAACCAAGACAACGAAACGCUUCUUCUUGUUCGGAAGGACAAGACACGAGGGCGAAGAAGAGGUCGCAGACAUCGUCGAUCCAUACAAUCUGGACACGACUGCUCAUGAAGGACCUCUUGACGAUCUGUCUCAUGAGAAAGACCUGGAAGGAGCCCCGCUUGCCGAACACGCGACUGCUUAUCAUCAUGGCGAGUCCUGGCGGAAGUCGAAGAAGGAGGCAUCGCCUGUCCUGGCUGUGGAAACACCUGAAGAGACCCAGAGGACAGCCGUUGUCUACCUGAAGGAGGUACCACAAGACGAACAACCCGAAGUGGCCCAGACCUCGAUCGACGAGAAGAAGAAGCGUGGCUUCGGAUUCCACUUGCCUUCUCUCAAGUUCGGAAGCAAGAAGGGAUCCAAGGACAUCAGCAAUGAGGAGCCCUAUCCCUCGACUUCUGACAAGUACGAAGGACCUCUUGAUGAGGUGGAUCGUGAGAACGACCUCGAGAAGUUGCCCCUUGAAGCUCAACCCAGCGAGCACAAGGAAACCAAGACAACGAAACGCUUCUUCUUGUUCGGAAGGACGAGACACGAGGGCGAAGAAGAGGUCGCAGACAUCGUCGAUCCAUACAAUCUCGACACGACUGCUCAUGAAGGCCCUCUUGCUGACCUUCCACGAGAACAAGAUCUGGAAGGAGCCCCACUUGCCGAACACGCGACUGCUUAUCAUCAUGGCGAGUCCUGGCGGAAGUCGAAGAAGGAGGCAUCGCCUGUCCUGGCUGUGGAAACACCUGAAGAGACCCAGAGGACAGCCGUUGUCUACCUGAAGGAGGUACCACAAGACGAACAACCCGAAGUGGCCGAGACCUCGAUCGACGAGAAGAAGAAGCGUGGCUUCGGAUUCCACUUGCCUUCUCUCAAGUUCGGAAGCAAGAAGGGAUCCAAGGACAUCAACCAUGAGGAGCCUUAUCCCUCGACUUCUGACAAGUACGAAGGAUCUCUUGAUGAGGUGGAUCCGAGCACAAGGGAAACCAAGACAACGAAACGCUUCUUCUUGUUCGGAAGGACAAGACACGAGGGCGAAGAAGAGGUCGCAGACAUCGUCGAUCCAUACAAUCUGGACACGACUGCUCAUGAAGGACCUCUUGACGAUCUGUCUCAUGAGAAAGACCUGGAAGGAGCCCCGCUGGCCGAACACGCGACUGCUUAUCAUCAUGGCGAGUCCUGGCGGAAGUCGAAGAAGGAGGCAUCGCCUGUCCUGGCUACCUCGAUCGACGAGAAGAAGAAGCGUGGCUUCGGAUUCCACUUGCCUUCUCUCAAGUUCGGAAGCAAGAAGGGAUCCAAGGACAUCAGCAAUGAGGAGCCCUAUCCCUCGACUUCUGACAAGUACGAAGGACCUCUUGAUGAGGUGGAUCGUGAGAACGACCUCGAGAAGUUGCCCCUUGAAGCUCAACCCAGCGAGCACAAGGAAACCAAGACAACGAAACGCUUCUUCUUGUUCGGAAGGACGAGACACGAGGGCGAAGAAGAGGUCGCAGACAUCGUCGAUCCAUACAAUCUCGACACGACUGCUCAUGAAGGCCCUCUUGCUGACCUUCCACGAGAACAAGAUCUGGAAGGAGCCCCACUUGCCGAACACGCGACUGCUUAUCAUCAUGGCGAGUCCUGGCUGAAGUCGAAGAAGGAGGCAUCGCCUGUCCUGGCUGUGGAAACACCUGAAGAGACCCAGAGGACAGCCGUUGUCUACCUGAAGGAGGUACCACAAGACGAACAACCCGAAGUGGCCGAGACCUCGAUCGACGAGAAGAAGAAGCGUGGCUUCGGAUUCCACUUGCCUUCUCUCAAUUUCGGAAGCAAGAAGGGAUCCAAGGACAUCAACCAUGAGGAGCCUUAUCCCUCGACUUCUGACAAGUACGAAGGACCUCUUGAUGAGGUGGAUCGUGAGAACGACCUUGAGAAGUUGCCCCUUGAAGCUCAAUCCAGCGAGCACAAGGAAACCAAGACAACGAAACGCUUCUUCUUGUUCGGAAGGACAAGACACGAGGGCGAAGAAGAGGUCGCAGACAUCGUCGAUCCAUACAAUCUGGACACGACUGCUCAUGAAGGACCUCUUGACGAUCUGUCUCAUGAGAAAGACCUGGAAGGAGCCCCGCUGGCCGAACACGCGACUGCUUAUCAUCAUGGCGAGUCCUGGCGGAAGUCGAAGAAGGAGGCAUCGCCUGUCCUGGCUGUGGAAACACCUGAAGAGACCCAGAGGACAGCCGUUGUCUACCUGAAGGAGGUACCACAAGACGAACAACCCGAAGUGGCCGAGACCUCGAUCGACGAGAAGAAGAAGCGUGGCUUCGGAUUCCGCUUGCCUUCUCUCAAGUUCGGAAGCAAGAAGGGAUCCACGGACAUCAACCAUGAGGAGCCUUAUCCCUCGACUUCUGACAAGUACGAAGGACCUCUUGAUGAGGUGGAUCGUGAGAACGACCUUGAGAAGUUGCCCCUUGAAGCUCAAUCCAGCGAGCACAAGGAAACCAAGACAACGAAACGCUUCUUCUUGUUCGGAAGGACAAGACACGAGGGCGAAGAAGAGGUCGCAGACAUCGUCGAUCCAUACAAUCUGGACACGACUGCUCAUGAAGGACCUCUUGACGAUCUGUCUCAUGAGAAAGACCUGGAAGGAGCCCCGCUUGCCGAACACGCGACUGCUUAUCAUCCUGGCGAGUCCUGGCGGAAGUCGAAGAAGGAGGCAUCGCCUGUCCUGGCUGUGGAAACACCUGAAGAGACCCAGAGGACAGCCGUUGUCUACCUGAAGGAGGUACCACAAGACGAACAACCCGAAGUGGCCGAGACCUCGAUCGACGAGAAGAAGAAGCGUGGCUUCGGAUUCCACUUGCCUUCUCUCAAUUUCGGAAGCAAGAAGGGAUCCAAGGACAUCAACCAUGAGGAGCCUUAUCCCUCGACUUCUGACAAGUACGAAGGACCUCUUGAUGAGGUGGAUCGUGAGAACGACCUUGAGAAGUUGCCCCUUGAAGCUCAAUCCAGCGAGCACAAGGAAACCAAGACAACGAAACGCUUCUUCUUGUUCGGAAGGACAAGACACGAGGGCGAAGAAGAGGUCGCAGACAUCGUCGAUCCAUACAAUCUGGACACGACUGCUCAUGAAGGACCUCUUGACGAUCUGUCUCAUGAGAAAGACCUGGAAGGAGCCCCGCUUGCCGAACACGCGACUGCUUAUCAUCAUGGCGAGUCCUGGCGGAAGUCGAAGAAGGAGGCAUCGCCUGUCCUGGCUGUGGAAACACCUGAAGAGACCCAGAGGACAGCCGUUGUCUACCUGAAGGAGGUACCACAAGACGAACAACCCGAAGUGGCCGAGACCUCGAUCGACGAGAAGAAGAAGCGUGGCUUCGGAUUCCACUUGCCUUCUCUCAAGUUCGGAAGCAAGAAGGGAUCCAAGGACAUCAGCCAUGAGGAGCCCUAUCCCUCGACUUCUGACAACGAGCACAAGGAAACCAAGACAACGAAACGCUUCUUCUUGUUCGGAAGGACAAGACACGAGGGCGAAGAAGAGGUCGCAGACAUCGUCGAUCCAUACAAUCUGGACACGACUGCUCAUGAAGGACCUCUUGACGAUCUGUCUCAUGAGAAAGACCUGGAAGGAGCCCCGCUGGCCGAACACGCGACUGCUUAUCAUCAUGGCGAGUCCUGGCGGAAGUCGAAGAAGGAGGCAUCGCCUGUCCUGGCUGUGGAAACACCUGAAGAGACCCAGAGGACAGCCGUUGUCUACCUGAAGGAGGUACCACAAGACGAACAACCCGAAGUGGCCGAGACCUCGAUCGACGAGAAGAAGAAGCGUGGCUUCGGAUUCCACUUGCCUUCUCUCAAGUUCGGAAGCAAGAAGGGAUCCAAGGACAUCAGCAAUGAGGAGCCCUAUCCCUCGACUUCUGACAAGUACGAAGGACCUCUUGAUGAGGUGGAUCGUGAGAACGACCUCGAGAAGUUGCCCCUUGAAGCUCAACCCAGCGAGCACAAGGAAACCAAGACAACGAAACGCUUCUUCUUGUUCGGAAGGACGAGACACGAGGGCGAAGAAGAGGUCGCAGACAUCGUCGAUCCAUACAAUCUCGACACGACUGCUCAUGAAGGCCCUCUUGCUGACCUUCCACGAGAACAAGAUCUGGAAGGAGCCCCACUUGCCGAACACGCGACUGCUUAUCAUCAUGGCGAGUCCUGGCGGAAGUCGAAGAAGGAGGCAUCGCCUGUCCUGGCUGUGGAAACACCUGAAGAGACCCAGAGGACAGCCGUUGUCUACCUGAAGGAGGUACCACAAGACGAACAACCCGAAGUGGCCGAGACCUCGAUCGACGAGAAGAAGAAGCGUGGCUUCGGAUUCCGCUUGCCUUCUCUCAAGUUCGGAAGCAAGAAGGGAUCCACGGACAUCAACCAUGAGGAGCCUUAUCCUUCGACUUCUGACAAGUACGAAGGACCUCUUGAUGAGGUGGAUCGUGAGAACGACCUUGAGAAGUUGCCCCUUGAAGCUCAAUCCAGCGAGCACAAGGAAACCAAGACAACGAAACGCUUCUUCUUGUUCGGAAGGACAAGACACGAGGGCGAAGAAGAGGUCGCAGACAUCGUCGAUCCAUACAAUCUGGACACGACUGCUCAUGAAGGACCUCUUGACGAUCUGUCUCAUGAGAAAGACCUGGAAGGAGCCCCGCUUGCCGAACACGCGACUGCUUAUCAUCAUGGCGAGUCCUGGCGGAAGUCGAAGAAGGAGGCAUCGCCUGUCCUGGCUGUGGAAACACCUGAAGAGACCCAGAGGACAGCCGUUGUCUACCUGAAGGAGGUACCACAAGACGAACAACCCGAAGUGGCCGAGACCUCGAUCGACGAGAAGAAGAAGCGUGGCUUCGGAUUCCACUUGCCUUCUCUCAAGUUCGGAAGCAAGAAGGGAUCCAAGGACAUCAGCAAUGAGGAGCCCUAUCCCUCGACUUCUGACAAGUACGAAGGACCUCUUGAUGAGGUGGAUCGUGAGAACGACCUCGAGAAGUUGCCCCUUGAAGCUCAACCCAGCGAGCACAAGGAAACCAAGACAACGAAACGCUUCUUCUUGUUCGGAAGGACGAGACACGAGGGCGAAGAAGAGGUCGCAGACAUCGUCGAUCCAUACAAUCUCGACACGACUGCUCAUGAAGGCCCUCUUGCUGACCUUCCACGAGAACAAGAUCUGGAAGGAGCCCCACUUGCCGAACACGCGACUGCUUAUCAUCAUGGCGAGUCCUGGCGGAAGUCGAAGAAGGAGGCAUCGCCUGUCCUGGCUGUGGAAACACCUGAAGAGACCCAGAGGACAGCCGUUGUCUACCUGAAGGAGGUACCACAAGACGAACAACCCGAAGUGGCCGAGACCUCGAUCGACGAGAAGAAGAAGCGUGGCUUCGGAUUCCACUUGCCUUCUCUCAAGAGCCUUAUCCCUCGACUUCCUGACAAGUACGAAGGACCUCUUGAUGAGGUGGAUCGUGAGAACGACCUUGAGAAGUUGCCCCUUGAAGCUCAAUCCAGCGAGCACAAGGAAACCAAGACAACGAAACGCUUCUUCUUGUUCGGAAGGACAAGACACGAGGGCGAAGAAGAGGUCGCAGACAUCGUCGAUCCAUACAAUCUGGACACGACUGCUCAUGAAGGACCUCUUGACGAUCUGUCUCAUGAGAAAGACCUGGAAGGAGCCCCGCUGGCCGAACACGCGACUGCUUAUCAUCAUGGCGAGUCCUGGCGGAAGUCGAAGAAGGAGGCAUCGCCUGUCCUGGCUGUGGAAACACCUGAAGAGACCCAGAGGACAGCCGUUGUCUACCUGAAGGAGGUACCACAAGACGAACAACCCGAAGUGGCCGAGACCUCGAUCGACGAGAAGAAGAAGCGUGGCUUCGGAUUCCACUUGCCUUCUCUCAAGUUCGGAAGCAAGAAGGGAUCCAAGGACAUCAGCAAUGAGGAGCCCUAUCCCUCGACUUCUGACAAGUACGAAGGACCUCUUGAUGAGGUGGAUCGUGAGAACGACCUCGAGAAGUUGCCCCUUGAAGCUCAACCCAGCGAGCACAAGGAAACCAAGACAACGAAACGCUUCUUCUUGUUCGGAAGGACAAGACACGAGGGCGAAGAAGAGGUCGCAGACAUCGUCGAUCCAUACAAUCUCGACACGACUGCUCAUGAAGGCCCUCUUGCUGACCUUCCACGAGAACAAGAUCUGGAAGGAGCCCCACUUGCCGAACACGCGACUGCUUAUCAUCAUGGCGAGUCCUGGCGGAAGUCGAAGAAGGAGGCAUCGCCUGUCCUGGCUGUGGAAACACCUGAAGAGACCCAGAGGACAGCCGUUGUCUACCUGAAGGAGGUACCACAAGACGAACAACCCGAAGUGGCCGAGACCUCGAUCGACGAGAAGAAGAAGCGUGGCUUCGGAUUCCACUUGCCUUCUCUCAAGUUCGGAAGCAAGAAGGGAUCCAAGGACAUCAACCAUGAGGAGCCUUAUCCCUCGACUUCUGACAAGUACGAAGGACCUCUUGAUGAGGUGGAUCGUGAGAACGACCUUGAGAAGUUGCCCCUUGAAGCUCAAUCCAGCGAGCACAAGGAAACCAAGACAACGAAACGCUUCUUCUUGUUCGGAAGGACAAGACACGAGGGCGAAGAAGAGGUCGCAGACAUCGUCGAUCCAUACAAUCUGGACACGACUGCUCAUGAAGGACCUCUUGACGAUCUGUCUCAUGAGAAAGACCUGGAGGGAGCCCCACUUGCCGAACACGCGACUGCCUACCAUCAUGGCGAGUCGUGGCGGAAGUCGAAGAAGGAGGAAUCGCCUGUCCUGGCUGUGGAAACACCUGAAGAGCCCCAGCGGACAGCCGUUGUCUACCUGAAGGAGGUACCACAAGACGAACAACCCGAAGUGGCCGAGAUCUCGAUCGACGAGAAAAAGAAGCGUAGCUUCGGAUUCCACUUGCCUUCUCUCAAGUUCGGAAGCAAGAAGGGAUCCAAGGACAUCAGCCAUGAGGAGCCCUAUCCCUCGACUUCUGACAAGUACGACGGACCUCUUGAUGAGGUGGAUCGUGAAAAUGACCUCGAGAAGUUGCCGAUUGGUGCUGAAACAUCCGCCGAACAAUCGAAGCAAGAACGAGGCAAGGAGGGGCGCCGAAUCCGGUGGUCUGUCAGUCUGCCAACAAAGUCGCUGCGGAUCUUUGAGCGACUGCGACACGGCGGCGAAGAAGAAGUGGCGGACCCGGUGGCGCAAAGCUAUCAGGUCCCAGUCAUUGAUGAGAGCGUCGACACACAACUUGGAUAUUCCAACAUGCCACACUCCGAGUUGGCCGUGUUCCCAAAACUACCAAGCGAGAGACCUGUCUUACCUUUGGUACAGCGAUUGAGAACAUUCGCGCGUUUGACCCACGCCGGGCACGUUGAGUUCGUAGAACGAGAACAAAUCGACUGGUCAUCGUAUCCAGGAACAACCAUCUACGAAGGCGAGUACGACCUGACAGCUCUAAAUCCGGAUCUCUCGCACUCCGUCCUCAACACAACAUGCUCUCCCUACCACCCAGGAGAGUACCAGCGGCUCCCCUCGCUCCCAAAGUACACCCCAACAAAAUCCUACCAGCCACAGCUCAGCACCGAGGCUGACAAAUCCCCAGUCUUGGCCCUCGAACCACUAGCCGAGCUCGAAAGUCGACUCUGGAACCUGCAAGACCAGUUCGAGGGUACCGAAAUUGUCGAGGUGCGCAUCGAAAAGAGAUGCGAGAUCGAGCUGCACCCGCAGUACACGCUAGAGAAGCGACUGCGGGGCGGGGCUGGAGGGGGCGUGGCCUGGGUGCCGGUCAGCAGCCCGGGGAAGAACCCAGAAAAGCAGGGAACUGACGCCGCCGCCGCCACAACCGCCAUGCCAGCCGGCAAGUCGCUGCUGCAGCGGCUCGGUUUAGCCAAGGCUGGCGCCGGGUCGACGAAGGAUGGAAAGCAGAAGAAAUCGAAGAAAGGGCACAAGGGACAGGAGAAUACGGUAGACACGUCAUCAACGAGUUCGGACAGCGAGGAGGAGAAGGCCCUCGUCGUUGUCCGCCAGACUACCAACACCCAUGCUUCGAGUCGUCCGGGUGCCGAAGUACCACCACAGACGAUGCACUACACGCCAGCGGAUGCGUCGUGUGGGGUGGUGAUCAGAGAGGAGAAAGAUCAGACGACGUAUCGGUUGACCGGAAAGGGGUUGACGCCACAUGUUGAUCCGAAAGACCCGGAGAGCGGCCAGCCACACACUACGGUACAGAGGUGGCAGGAGACGAAUAUCAUGCCCGAUCAGGUGGUACAAGAAGUUGAUGAUGAUGGACAUACCGUAACUCGAACCAUCAAGACCUCCCAAGUGAAAUCUACCGUCCAGAAGCAGACCUUCCAGAACUUUACGAUACCCGAGGACGAGAAUGGUGUCUCGACAGUGGAGCGAGUACACGAACAAGUCGUCCCGCGGGUAUCACCCAGUAAACAGGGAAAAGUAUACGAGACACACACAAGGACUGUCGCUUAUGAGAAUGGAUCACAAAAGGAACAGGAGCUACCCGGAGAGUUCGUUUCGUCAAAGACGGUCACUUCCGGAAAUCGAACUGUUGAGACGGUCACGUAUAAGACGGAGAGGGAUGGAGUGGUAGAGACGCACGUGGAGCAUCGAGUGACCAUCCAUUCCGAUGAUGCCAUCGACCAUGACGCGGAGCUGUCUCGUGCCAUCAUGGAGGCGACACAGUCAAACCCGGAGAUGACCGUCGAGAAGAUAGAGGUCGUCCAGGAGGCAAAGCAG
Molecule: messenger RNA, 18777 nt
Organism: Mesorhabditis spiculigera
Lineage: Eukaryota; Metazoa; Nematoda; Chromadorea; Rhabditida; Rhabditidae
Source: the annotation of a GenBank genome assembly